GACAGAACUAUUUUUUAACGUUGUCAGUAUUGCUUUAGCGCAAACAUAAAGGCCCAGAAUAUUGAGCUGCACGGACAUAUUAAAAUAAUAAUAAUAAUAAUAUUCGGAAUAAGGGAAUCUCGCAUAAUGGAUAUUUCUGGCGGAUCCCCGACAUUUAUGCAGAUUUUACGAGAGUUGCCGGAUCUGGAACAUGAUGGGGGUUCGCAGGAGCAAAAUUCUGGCAGACAAUCACCAACGGCCUUUUUUCGUUCCGACAUACAGCCCGUUGUGAUAAAGGAUGUGUUAUGGACAUCUGACACGCAGGAAUUUGAUGCAAUUCUACCGUUCUGUACGAGCGCUUUUUCAAACUCACCGCAAAUCCAGGGAACAUUGACCCCCUCCAGACAUACUCAAGACCCCAACAAACAACUAGUAACGUUGGCCCAAGUACACUGCUCAGAAUCAAGCCCCCCCGAAAACUACUGUUGGGCCGGGAACUUGCUGCUUCACGAGCCGGCGCUCCAGGGGCAAGACUGCCCGGAGACAGACCCAGCAGAAUCUGGAACGCUCGAUGGAAAAAGUCACACACCCCCGGUUUCGGCGAUUCGUCACAACAAGCGCCAAAAAAGCCGAGACUCCGCACCGGUGAAAAACGGCACAGACGACCACAUAAAUCUAGAGCUGGGGGAUUCCGGCGCACCGCGCAUUCAGAAUGGAACACCCAAGAGACCUGUUUUUAACGACAUUUCGGAUGUUGAUGACCAGCUAUUCUGUGAUGCGGCCAACCUUGUAGACCCAGUCAAUUCUACGGCCUCAGUACCGGCAGCCGAACAAGAAAGGUUUUUCACAUUAUUUUCCAGGGCUUUGAAAUCGAGGAAUGUUUUGCUAUACAAACAACUGGGGGAUUUAAUUGAGAGACAGUACAGAGACGAUAUGUUAUUCUGGCAUAGAACAAUUCCACGCAUGUUAAACAGCAACCCCAUUAAAAAACGCAAAUACAGACGCUAAAAGCAUACAUGUAACAACAACCAUUACAUAAAAAAU
Messenger RNA from Oncorhynchus gorbuscha (pink salmon), 1023 nucleotides. RefSeq lists its product as uncharacterized. NCBI's taxonomy places the organism in Eukaryota, Metazoa, Chordata, Actinopteri, Salmoniformes, Salmonidae. Bases 127 to 987 code for a protein of 286 amino acids. The record is from RefSeq and is a predicted model, not a curated record. The transcript has 6 exons.